AUGGGGAAGUGUUGUGGUCUCCGUACUGCCAGGAAGCUCCGCAGCCACCGACGGGACCAGAAAUGGCAUGAUAAACAAUACAAGAAAGCCCACUUGGGCACAGCCCUGAAGGCCAAUCCUUUUGGAGGUGCCUCUCAUGCCAAGGGAAUCGUGAUGGAAAAAGUAGGAGUUGAAGCCAAGCAGCCAAAUUCUGCUAUCAGGAAGUGUGUCAGGGUGCAGCUAAUCAAGAACGGCAAGAAGAUCACAGCUUUCGUGCCCAAUGAUGGUUGCUUGAACUUUAUUGAGGAAAACGAUGAAGUUCUGGUUGCUGGAUUUGGUCGAAAGAGUCAUGCUGUAGGUGAUAUCCCUGGAGUCCGCUUUAAGGUUGUUAAGUAGCCAAUGUGUCCCUUUUGGCCCUGUACAAAGGCGAGAAGGAAAGACCAAGAUCCUAAAUUUUGACAGUGGAAGCACAGUAAUAAAUUUUCCUAU
Myodes glareolus (Bank vole) is the source of this 468-nucleotide messenger RNA. The record is from RefSeq and is a predicted model, not a curated record. NCBI's taxonomy places the organism in Eukaryota, Metazoa, Chordata, Mammalia, Rodentia, Cricetidae.